Messenger RNA from Aspergillus alliaceus, 1278 nucleotides. RefSeq names its product D-mandelate dehydrogenase-like dehydrogenase. Gene Ontology annotation, cellular component: cytosol. Gene Ontology annotation, molecular function: hydroxypyruvate reductase [NAD(P)H] activity; glyoxylate reductase (NADPH) activity; NAD binding. The record is from RefSeq and is a predicted model, not a curated record. Lineage: Eukaryota; Fungi; Ascomycota; Eurotiomycetes; Eurotiales; Aspergillaceae. The coding region runs from base 178 to 1194 and encodes 338 amino acids. The transcript has 6 exons.
CCUCUAUACCCAGGUAAAGCACGCCUCAACGGUCUCAUAUUGACACAAAUCAUCCAUAUCCGAUUGUUGCGGCAACAGCAAUUGAAACGAGACGCUCCUUCGGCCAAACAUUAUAUCAACUUCCCCGCGCCUUAUCUCCUCUCGGGAUAAUUCAAGUAAUUCAAAAGUCCAAAAAAAAUGGCUUCAUCCAAUUCCAAACCCAAGGUUCUCCUCCUGGGAAAGAUCAUCCAUGCACAUACAACAUGGCAGUCUCUAAAUGACAUCGCCGAGCUUGUCUCACCAACCGCAACUAAUCGCGCCGACUUCAUCCAAGAAUGCAAAGACGGCAAGCUUGACGGCGUAGUCGCCGCAUACCGGACCUUCGACUCCGUAACCAUCACCGGGCUCGUAGAUGAGGAAUUGGUGAAUGUCCUGCCAAGCUCGCUGAAGUACCUGGCUCACUGCGGUGCCGGAUACGACCAGGUCGAUGUCCACGCCUGCAGCGCCCGCACACCCCCCAUCCGUGUCUCGAAUGUCCCGACGGCCGUCGACGACGCCACGGCUGACGUUAACAUGUUCCUGAUCAUCGGUGCCCUCCGCAACUUCAACACGGGUAUGCUAGCCCUGCGCGAAGGCAAAUGGCGCGGACAACCGGCCCCUAUCUUGGGCCAUGACCCCGAGGGCAAGGUGCUAGGGAUCCUGGGAAUGGGCGGUAUUGGCCGGAAUCUAAAGAAGAAGGCCGAGGCAUUUGGCAUGAGCGUCAUCUACCAUAAUCGACGGCAGUUGACGGAGGACUUAGCCGGCGGCGCCGAGUAUGUGACGUUUGAUGAGUUGCUGGCGAAGAGUGACGUGAUCAGUUUGAACUUGCCCCUGAAUAAUAACACCCGCCACAUCAUUGGCAAGCCUGAAUUCGACAAGAUGAAGGACGGCGUCGUCAUCGUGAACACUGCCCGUGGCGCCAUCAUAGAUGAAGCAGCUCUCGUUGACGCCCUAGAUAGCGGCAAGGUCUACUCCGCUGGCCUUGAUGUCUUCGAGGAAGAGCCCAAGAUUCACCCCGGUCUUGUCCGGAAUCCUAAUGUGAUGCUGGUACCACAUAUGGGCACCUGGACUGUUGAGACUCAAACUGCCAUGGAAGAAUGGGCUAUUGAAAAUGUGCGCUUGGCCCUUGAAGCUGGGAAGCUGAAGAGCCCGGUUCCUGAACAGGCUGAUCUAUAGAUUUGUUACUUUUCCCCUUCCUUGGAUUUCAAUUGAGUUUGUGCAUGAAAUUAUAGAGCUCGAAAGUCCGGUCCCGUCGGUAUA